Mizuhopecten yessoensis (Yesso scallop) is the source of this 1065-nucleotide messenger RNA. Its product is annotated as sulfotransferase 1C2-like. Gene Ontology annotation, molecular function: sulfotransferase activity. Bases 141 to 1052 code for a protein of 303 amino acids. Gene Ontology annotation, biological process: sulfation. Gene Ontology annotation, cellular component: cytoplasm. The record is from RefSeq and is a predicted model, not a curated record. The transcript is spliced from 7 exons. NCBI's taxonomy places the organism in Eukaryota, Metazoa, Mollusca, Bivalvia, Pectinida, Pectinidae.
AGUAUGUGUAUCAUAUAGGCCAGACAUAUUUGUGUUAACACUUGUACCUGCUCAUCUCGACAAUAAGGAUAAAGGAAAGGGGCAUAUAUACAUGGUGCUUACUACAAUAAACAGAGUCCUGCUAAGCACUGGGUAUCAAAAUGUCCUCCAAAUGUGAACAUUGCUCUGUGUUUCCAGUAUAUGAUGGAUACGUGUUGCCUGCUUUCCCCCCUCUGGUACCAGUACCUGAUAAACAUAUGGCUGCAGUACGAAACUUUGAGUCAAGAGACAAUGAUAUUCUGAUUUGUAGUUUGCCCAAAACAGGAACGAACUGGGGCUAUGAGAUCAUUUCAAUGCUGGUUCAAGGGCACGCCACGUAUGUUAAGGGUGCUAAAAUUACAGGUAUGCUGGAAGCCGUAGACGACCUUUCAACCUUGAACGAAUUAAAGUCGCCGCGCGUUUUGAGUACACAUGUUCCGUUCCGCCAUCUACCAAAGCAACACUUGGCUAAGGGAUGCAAGAUCGUCCAUUUUCGCCGCAAUCCGAAAGAUGUAAUGGUGUCUUGUUACAAUCACUGCACACACGACGACCGUAUUUCUCACCCGAGGACAUCAGAGGAUGAGGAGUUCCCUGGAACCUGGGAAAACUUCCUAAAAGAUCAAAUGGAAAGCAAACACAAUUUUUACGAUGGAUUCUUCAAAUACGAGAAGGAAUGGGAAGAUGCCAAAAAUAAAAAUCAAGUCACCAGUGUCCAUACGGUCUUCUAUGAGAAUCUUAAGAAGGAUCCAGUGAAUGAAAUAAAACGUUUGGCUACGUAUCUGGAGGUACCAGCUGACGAUGAACUAGCUAAGGACAUUGCAGACAAAUGUUCUUUCCAGAAGUUUUUAAACGCUGUACUCACUGUUAAAACUGGCGUAGUAAAAAUUGUGGAAGGUGGAAAUCAAUUUUUAUUUAGGAAAGGAAUCGUUGGAGACUGGAAGAACUGGUUCACAGUGGCGCAAAACGAACAGUUUGACGAGCUAUUGGACAAGGAACUGAAGGGAACAUCUCUCAAAUUUACAUUUGAAAUUUGAUUAAACAAUACCA